Messenger RNA from Arabidopsis thaliana (thale cress), 1032 nucleotides. RefSeq names its product Maf-like protein. The transcript has 9 exons. Bases 149 to 769 code for a protein of 206 amino acids. Lineage: Eukaryota; Viridiplantae; Streptophyta; Magnoliopsida; Brassicales; Brassicaceae. The record is from RefSeq and is marked reviewed. Gene Ontology annotation, molecular function: nucleoside triphosphate diphosphatase activity.
AAAGGGUUUCUAAACAAACUUAAAAACCAAAUUUUUCUUUAUUGCUUUGCUCGAGAGUGCCUGCAACUGCAACAGUUGAGAUUUUGAGCGUGUCAAGGAUUCUGAUUGAUAACGAUAUUCAAGUUCAGCAAUCUCAUUGCAGUAGAAAAUGGAAUCGAAUCAUCCUCACUUCAAGCUAAUUUUGGGAUCUUCUUCGAUUGCUCGACGUAAGAUACUAACAGAUAUGGGAUACCAAUUCACUCUCAUGAGUGCUGAUAUUGAUGAGAAAAGCAUCCGCAAGGAGAAACCUGAAGAGUUGGUUUUGGCUUUAGCUGAGGCAAAGGCUGAUGCUAUUGUGUCAAAACUACAAAUUAGUGAAUGUGAAGAUGAGGAACAACCGAGAGUCUUGAUUGCAUCGGAUACAGUGGUUGUCUAUGAAGAUGCUGUUAGAGAGAAACCCUCGAGUGUCGAAGAAGCAAGGGAGUACAUAAGAGGCUAUUCCAAGGGGCAUACAGCAACAGUGAGUUCUGUGGCUGUGACAAAUCUCAAAACAGGAGUCAGAAAAGGAGGCGUCGAUAGAGUGGAGAUCUAUUUCAAUGAAAUACCGGAAGAGACUAUCGAGAAACUGAUUGAGGAAGGCAUGGUGCUUAAGGUGGCUGGUGCACUCCUAAUCGAGCAUCCGCUAAUCUUGCCAUGCGUUAAGGAAGUGGUUGGGACAACAGAUAGUGUGAUGGGUCUGCCCAAAGAAUUGACUGAGAAACUGAUAAAGGAAGUAUUGGCAAGCACAUAGGUACAUUCGUCGCCUCUGAAUGUUGGUGUAUUCAUGUUGUGAGGAUUAUAGAUAAGUUUCGGAGUUUAAUUUGGGAAAUGAGCUUAAUGUUACAGUCAAACUAGUUUAUUCAGUUGUUUUACUACCUCUUGUUUCUGACUUAACCUUUAGACUGGAAUUGGUAAUUGAUAGCGUGAUAUUAGAGAGGCUUACCAUCAAAACCACCCAAACCGAAGUAAACCAAACCGGCUGAACCUAAGUUUAAGUAAAUAAGGUUUGUGUUG